Mycena indigotica is the source of this 1266-nucleotide messenger RNA. RefSeq names its product Peroxisomal membrane protein PEX16. Gene Ontology annotation, cellular component: peroxisomal membrane. NCBI's taxonomy places the organism in Eukaryota, Fungi, Basidiomycota, Agaricomycetes, Agaricales, Mycenaceae. Gene Ontology annotation, biological process: peroxisome organization. The transcript has 5 exons. The coding region runs from base 1 to 1266 and encodes 421 amino acids. The record is from RefSeq and is a predicted model, not a curated record.
AUGCCAGCCACGCCCAAGAAAGGCAAAAAACCGCGGGAAAAUAUUUUGUCCGAGAUCUUGUUCCAAACGAACCUCUUCCUCCACACACUCAUGCCUACCCGGAACGAGUACGAGUCCUGGGUCUUGGCUAAUUUACAGUCCAUCGCGACACUUGAGUCUUCGCUGAGGUCGCUAACCUGGUUUUUGCCAGGAAGAUUCAAGGAUGCAGAACUGGCGUCGGAAGCGCUUGCUGCCUCGCUCAAUCUUGUGAGCAUGUAUCAUGAUACCCUCCUCGCAAAGGUUGCAAAGAGGAAUCCUAAUUACCGUCCACUCAUUCCGUCUUCACUACACACGCGUUUUACUCGCGCCUGGUCGGACACCAACAACCAAUAUAAAUGGGCGGCUCGUUCGCUUGAGCUCAUCCGCUUCACCGAACUUGUUCUUGAGAUGGGUCUUCGUCGCAAAGUCUCUCCUCGUGCGCGAUGGCGCAGUGUCGUAUUGCUCGAAAUAAUCAAAGCAAUUUUACGCUUGAUACUUCUUCGUAUCACUCGACGUCCAUUGCUUUCCCCACCAAUCCCCGAACGCGAUUUCGAUCCCGAGUCUGUCCCGCAAGAGAAUGACGCGUCAGCCCAGUCUGUCGAGCGAUCGUCAGGCUCAUCUUCUCCACCAGCCACACCGGCUCACCUGAAAAACAACCGUGUUCCUUUGCCGCCCCACUCGCUUUUGACAACUCCGCCUCCACCUGCGACCGAAUCAUCGGUAGAGGAAUAUCUCCUUCCUAAAGCCCUGACUACAUCUGCUGUCAAGCCUUCCCACACGUUGAUGAAAACAAUGGCUUCUCCGCGCGACUGGCUGGCGGAGAUAGUUUACAUCCUGCGCCCUCUCGUUUACGUUUCUUUGUUGGUGUCCAAUGAUAAAAAAUCAACGCGGCCGUUAACCGCCGCAUUAAUCUUGGAGGUCCUGUCUAGGAUCCUUCGUAGAAGCCCUCCACCACAUGCGUCCCUAGAGCGUUCUGAAUAUGCUCGUCGAGACCGAGAUAUGGCGUGGUAUCUACUCCGAGGCUCAAUUUGGGAGUCAUACACCAAACCCAAGUUGGAAUCUUUCGCUGCGGUCACUUCGUCGCGUCCGCUUCUCGGGCUGUUUGGAGCGCUGGUGCGAGAUUGGAUACCACUCAUCGACGAAUAUUACUACUGUAAGUGUUGUGAUGAUUCAAAUGUUUGCUGUGCCUCUGAACUAGUAUCCAGAUACUGCUCCCUAGUCCUACGUAAGCUGUACUUCAAACCGUGA